CAACAUCUCACUUCUCUCUGAGAGCUCGAAAUCCGGUAUCGUGGAAGGCUUGGUUCAUUGGCAGAAGAUCAACUGCCAUCGUCUCUUGAAUUACUGUGGAUAAAGAGGUGCCCUUCACUAGAAAAAAGGUAUCGAAAUCAGAAAGGGAAACACUUCUCUAAGAUUGCUCACAUUCCUGCCAUCAUGAUAAAUGAUAAAGUCAUAAUAUGAGCUGCUGCAUCGGCAGGCAGGAAUCAUCCGCAGAAUUUGAGGAUGAGAACGAGUUCUUGAGCUAUCAUAGAGCUUGCAUAAGUGCAGAUGAUGAAGAAGGGUCUUGCAGCUCUCAGGAGGGCCUUUUUCCCGGUUGUCAUGAACCCGAAAGGAUGUGUAGCUUCCACCUCUCACCCUCCUUGGUGGCAGAAGUUCUUCUUGCUUUGGAUUACUCGCUCAUAUUUGGAAUCAUCUCCAAAGACUUUGAAUCUCCAGAAUGUGUUUGGGAGAGAAGAUGGUUACAUAAUGAUGUCAAACUUUAAACCAAAUUUAAUCAUGGGUGAAGGGCAUAGCAAUGUUGUGGAUUGGUGGAUAUUGGCAAGAUAAUAAGUAAAGCAAAACAAUGCUUGCUGUGAUGGUCCAAGUCAACAUGGACCAGAGUUUGAAACAUUUGCAGCAGAGGCCUUUCAUGCAUCUCCCGCUGUCAUAGUUGCAAAUGCUUUUGACAUCUUUUUAUUUUUCCAUAGAUUAAGUGCUAGUCUAGGCCAUUGUGAUGGUAUCAUGCUAUCAAUAGACUAAGUUGCAGGAGAUAAAGAGCAUGAUGGUAUGGUUUAGUUUGUAAAGAAACACCUUGUAUAAAUGGACAUAUAAGUAACAAAGGAUCUCUGUUCUAAACUUCGUCUUCCUUUAUUGCAUUAG
Molecule: messenger RNA, 888 nt
Organism: Abrus precatorius (Indian licorice)
Lineage: Eukaryota; Viridiplantae; Streptophyta; Magnoliopsida; Fabales; Fabaceae
Exons: 3
Coding region: 207-512 (101 amino acids)
Source: RefSeq, a predicted model, not a curated record